UGUCUCUGCACCCUCCUCUCUGUGAGUCUGUGAGUCUCUGUUUGUGUCAGGGGCGAAGAAGAACUCAGACGAGGCUGAGCGGAACAGGAUGCAGGCUAUCAAGUGUGUGGUCGUGGGAGAUGGAGCUGUGGGAAAAACAUGUCUCCUCAUCAGCUACACAACCAAUGCCUUCCCCGGGGAGUACAUUCCUACUGUAUUUGACAACUACUCUGCUAAUGUGAUGGUGGACAGCAAGCCAGUCAACCUGGGCCUCUGGGAUACAGCCGGACAGGAGGACUAUGACAGGCUCCGCCCACUGUCCUACCCACAGACGGACGUUUUCCUGAUCUGCUUCUCUCUGGUGAGCCCAGCGUCGUACGAGAACGUCCGAGCUAAGUGGUUCCCGGAGGUCCGUCACCAUUGCCCCUCCACACCCAUCAUCCUGGUGGGCACCAAGCUGGAUCUGAGGGACGAUAAGGAGACCAUUGAGAAGCUGAAGGAGAAAAAGCUUUCACCGAUCACCUACCCUCACGGCCUGGCUCUGGCAAAAGACAUAGAGGCAGUGAAAUACCUGGAGUGCUCGGCUCUGACCCAGCGUGGUCUAAAGACUGUGUUUGAUGAGGCCAUCCGCGCCGUGCUCUGCCCUCAGCCCGCCAAGGUCAAAAAGAAGCCCUGCUCACUGCUGUAAAAUGAUUCUUCCAGAAACUGGGAGAAAAACCGCUGAACCUGGGUUAUAAGAAGAACAUCUGAGAGUUCUGUAUUGUUUAUAAUAUCAAAAUACAAACUAGAUUUCCACUAGUUUGAAAGAAAAUUAUAAUAAAUAAUGCUUUUGGAGUCAUAAAAUAAUGGUACAAUAUUGUGUGUACAGACCACGCUCUCUGAGACUGAAUUUUAAAGUGCAUUUAACAUGCAGCGGCAGAUUUUUCUGUUUUGAUCAGGAAAAAACAACCAGUGAUUGAACCUGCUCCAGCUCAUACACUAUGCUGUAGAUUCCCACAUAAAUCACGCACAUGUUUCAUAUUUACAUUAUGUGAAAGUGUUAUUUGCAUAUUUAAAUUUGAAAUGCGGUGCUGCAAAGACAUUAGUCGUUAAUGUUACGUGGUUGUUGUUUUAAGAGUGAUAAAGAUUGAAAAACAAGGAUCAGCACUGACAAAAAGAAAAUGGAUGACAAAAUUAAAAAUAAUACAUCAGUUGGUGACGCCUUAGUUUAGAUGUUAGUAAUUCAAGUCACAUUUUUAAGUUUGCAAACCAUUUUCUUUUUUCAGUGUAGUUUUAAGUCGGGAGCUGAACAAUGUUGAACAAAAAAAAAAAUCUAGAAAUGUAUUAUUUUUUGUGAUGUUAAAAUAAUAAA
Solea solea (common sole) is the source of this 1330-nucleotide messenger RNA. It is a transcript of the gene rac2, whose product is annotated as Rac family small GTPase 2. Gene Ontology annotation, molecular function: GTP binding; GTPase activity. Gene Ontology annotation, biological process: small GTPase-mediated signal transduction. The record is from RefSeq and is a predicted model, not a curated record. The transcript is spliced from 7 exons. Bases 89 to 667 code for a protein of 192 amino acids. Lineage: Eukaryota; Metazoa; Chordata; Actinopteri; Pleuronectiformes; Soleidae.